GGAGAAAGCUCAUCUCCCCCAGGUGCUGACAGCAUAACGUAUAUAAAGCUACCACGAACGUCGAUAGGCAGCAUUCAGUCCAGGUUGAGCAUCAUUCAAGACGACAUGAAGGGAUCCCAAGUACUGUUCGUUUGCUGUUUGACAGCUGCUGCCUUUGCGCAGGACAACCAAGGUGCCCAGGGAAACCAGGGCAAUACCCGGUUCUUCGGCGGACUCCUGGGGGGUCUCGCGUCCGGUCUGAACAACGCCCUAGGAGGAGGUGGCUUUGGAGGCGUCAACCCAGGAUUUGGAGGCGGGUUUAACCAAGGAUUCGGAGGUGGAUUCAACCCAGGCUUUGGAGGUGGAUUCAAUCAGGGAUUCGGAGGUGGAUUUAAUCCAGGAUUUGGAGGAGGAUUCGGAGGAGUUUCCAACACCUGCAGACGUUGGUGUCGAACUCCCGAGGGACAGGCAUACUGCUGCGAGAGCAACAAUGAGCCUGACACCAUUCCCUUCGUGAAGCCAGGUAUAUGCCCUCCCGUUCGCCCUCAGUGCCCACCCGUCAGGAGCUUCGCCCCUCCACAGACAUGCUCCAACGACAGCAAGUGCGGAGGCGUCGACAAGUGCUGCUACGACAGGUGUCUUGAGGAGCACGUGUGCAAACCCCCCGUUGGAUCUAGUGGAUUUGGUGGCUUCGGCCGUUGAUCAUAAUCGGUUCAUAUAUAUCACUCUUCAUUUCAAUCAUCUGUCGAUUUAACUUAUUGUCAAAUUUAGUUGUAUGUAUGUCAAGAUCAGUCGGGUUUAUUACUGCAUAAGACUGUAUUUUGUAAUAAAUAUUUGUCACUGAACCAAA
Messenger RNA from Macrobrachium nipponense, 829 nucleotides. RefSeq lists its product as uncharacterized. NCBI's taxonomy places the organism in Eukaryota, Metazoa, Arthropoda, Malacostraca, Decapoda, Palaemonidae. Gene Ontology annotation, cellular component: extracellular region. The record is from RefSeq and is a predicted model, not a curated record. The coding region runs from base 106 to 681 and encodes 191 amino acids. The transcript has 2 exons. Gene Ontology annotation, molecular function: peptidase inhibitor activity.